AUGAAGGAAGAAGGGCCAAGGAUAAUAAUCUCGGAGGAAGAGAUUGAAGAAGGUCAAAGGGUAAUCUCGGAGGAGGUGAUUGAAGAGCUGCUGAACAUUAUUACGAAUGACAUAUAUGAAGAAGAGCUGAGGAAGAAACUUUUUGAAGAAUUGGUGAAAGUCAUCAAGGGGAUUUUUGAAGUGAUGAAUGGAAUAUAUGAAAAAGCGAUUGAUAAUGCAAUAGCUCAAGAGACUGAGAAGCUACAGAAGAAUCGUACGGAAGCGAUCGAGGAGAAGAAUCAAGAGAUUAAGAGAUUAAACAAGGAGAUGAUUAAAAAAUUGGAAGAAGAGCAUUGUGAGUUAGAAGAAGUCGAGUAUACAAACUCUGCCUUGCUCCUCAAGGAACGUCAGAGCAACGAUGAGAUUCAAGAAGCACGCAAAGAAUUGAUUAGGGGUUUUAGGGAUUUAUGUUGUGAUGAUAGAUCCACGAUUGGAGACAAGUGGAUGGGAAAACUUGAUAAGAAGCCUUUCAUUCAAACUACCCUCACCGAUCCAUCAUGGUACCCUUUCAAACGAGUUGGCAGUGGAGAGAAAAUGAAGGAAGUGGUGGAUGAAGAAGAUGAUAAACUUAAGACUCUGAGAGAAGAGUGGGGAGAAGAUGUGAAGAACGCGGUUAAGACAGCACUCGAGGAGCUCAAUGAGUUCAAUCCAAGUGGCCGUUACACAGUUCCGGUACUUUGGAAUUUUGAACAAGGGAGGAAAGCAACACUCAAAGAAGGUAUUGCUCAGAUGACUAAGGAGGUCAAGACUCUCAAACGCCAACUAACCUGA
This is a messenger RNA of Camelina sativa (false flax), 810 nucleotides long. The record is from RefSeq and is a predicted model, not a curated record. NCBI's taxonomy places the organism in Eukaryota, Viridiplantae, Streptophyta, Magnoliopsida, Brassicales, Brassicaceae.